AUAUACUCGAUUCUUUAGUCUUGCAAAGAUGUUGAAGCUAAACAGCCGACUGCAAGCGCAAAAGGUUCUGCCUUUGGGCUGGCAAAGAUUACGCCACGCCUCCUCUAGCACAGGUGGGGAUGGCGAGCGCACAGCACUUUAUGAUUUCCAUGUGCGCAAAGGCGGCAAGAUUGUGAACUUUGGUGGUUAUGCGCUGCCCGUGCAGUACUCCGACCAGAGCAUCAUCGCCUCCCACCUGUACACACGGCGAGUGGGCUCCAUAUUCGAUGUGUCGCACAUGCUGCAGACCUAUGUGCGGGGCAAGGAUGCGGCCGCUUGUCUGGAAUCCAUUUGCACAGCUGACAUUCUGGACAUGUCCGCGGGCAGCGGCAGCCUGACAGUCUUUACCAACGAGCAGGGCGGCAUUCUGGACGAUCUGAUCGUGAACAAGGUCAGCGAGAAGGAGCUCUAUGUGGUCUCUAAUGCGGCGAUGAAGCAACAGGACAUGCAGAUCAUGACAGCCGCUGUGUCCAACUUCAAGUCCCAAGGCAAAGAUGUCUCCAUUGAGUUCUUAAGUCCGGCACAUCAAUCCCUUAUCGCAGUGCAGGGCCCGCAGGCAGCCCAGGAGCUGUCCAAGCUGCUGCCACAGCCAAAAGCCAAAGCCCUGGAACAGCUCUACUUCAUGCGCUCGGGCGUCUUUGAGCUGGCGGGGAUUAGCAAUGUGCGCAUCACGCGCUGCGGCUACACGGGCGAGGAUGGUGUCGAGGUCUCUGUGCCCUCUGCUCAGGCGGAAACACUUACCGAGGCUCUGCUCGCUGCUGGCCAACUAAAGCUGGCUGGCCUGGGCGCACGCGACUCACUGCGCCUGGAGGCGGGCUUGUGCCUCUAUGGCAGCGACAUCGAUGCACAGACCACGCCCGUGGAGGCAGCACUCGCCUGGCUGGUGGCCAAGCGGCGACGCACCGCAUCCGACUUUCCUGGCGCUCAGACAAUUCUCCAGCAGCUGAAGGAGGGUGUCCAGCGGCGUCGCGUUGGACUGCAAAUGCUGGGCGCCAAGGCACCACCCGCACGCGCAGGUGUUGCCAUCUUCAGUGGUGGCAAGCAGGUGGGUCAGUUGACCAGCGGCUGCCCCAGCCCCAGCACUGGCCGCAACAUUGCCAUGGGCUACGUGGCAGAGCAGCUUAAGAAGCCCGGCAACCGGGUGGAGCUAAAGGUGCGCGACAAAUUCUACGAGGCGGAAAUAACUCGAAUGCCCUUUGUUAAGGCCAACUACUACAAUAAGCCCAAGCAAUAAAAUAUGUUUCUAAAGUUAAA
Molecule: messenger RNA, 1293 nt
Organism: Drosophila montana
Lineage: Eukaryota; Metazoa; Arthropoda; Insecta; Diptera; Drosophilidae
Product: aminomethyltransferase, mitochondrial
Exons: 2
Coding region: 29-1273 (414 amino acids)
Biological process (GO): glycine catabolic process
Cellular component (GO): mitochondrion
Molecular function (GO): aminomethyltransferase activity; protein binding
Source: RefSeq, a predicted model, not a curated record